Messenger RNA from Gadus morhua (Atlantic cod), 5274 nucleotides. RefSeq names its product KAT8 regulatory NSL complex subunit 1. The coding region runs from base 529 to 3744 and encodes 1071 amino acids. Gene Ontology annotation, molecular function: histone acetyltransferase binding. The record is from RefSeq and is a predicted model, not a curated record. Lineage: Eukaryota; Metazoa; Chordata; Actinopteri; Gadiformes; Gadidae. The transcript is spliced from 15 exons. Gene Ontology annotation, cellular component: NSL complex.
CACACACACACAGCACUUCUAUGUUUGUCAGACUCAAAUCCGAGGGAGAGGAGCUAGCCGCCAUUUUCUAAGCGUCUCUCCCUAAAACGAGAAGAAGACUCGCGGUGAACCACCGUGUGGAUUACGCUCGACUUUCGGGCUUUUUGACUAUUCGUCAGAAUAUCAUUUCAAACAUUGCACAUCAUUUGAUAAUUUCCACACUAUCUCCGGGCCUCGUCUUAUCGUCGGUCCACCGCCGAGGGGACGAGGUGUAGUUCGGUGAUUCGCCCAUAUUGCACGAUUCCGGAACGAAGCCCGCCGACCACUCGGUGUACCCGAGGAGCUCAGAUCGUCUGGAUUAAUCCAUGGCCCGUCGGUCCACGGAAGACGCUUUGUUUUGUUGCCGAUAUUCCCUUUUUUUCACUUAAACUGCGGGGGAUUGUACGCGAAAUUCCCUCGGAUAGUGCGACCUCGUCACGUGGCUGUCUUCUGGCGGGGCUGUAAGCGGGUGGUGUGGAGCAGGCCACGGUGCCCGUCCCUCUGCACUGCAUGGCUGCGAUGGCGCCCGCUCUCACCGACGCCCCAGCCGAAGCUCACCACAUCCGCUUCAAACUGGCUGCCCCGUCCUCCAGCCUCUCCCCGGGCAGCUCAGAGAACCACCCCAACUCCAGCAACCUUCUCCUUCACAGCAGCGGGCCGGCUAGGCGCAAGGCCUCUGAAGAGCGCACCCUCCAGGAGCAGCAGAGCCAGCAGCAGGUUGACAACCCGGCCCAGACACCUAAUCUGGGCAAGCUCCAGCCGCUGGUGGCCUCCUACCUGUGCUCUGAUGUGACACCCGUCCCGUCGUCCAAGGAAUCCAUUGCACUGCAAGAAAUCCUCAUCAAACAGUCUGUGUUGAAAAGUCACGGCAUCCUGCCCAACUCCUUGCUCAACGGAGGGGGAGACUUCCUACUGAGGAAGAAGCAGACCUUCGAGCUCUCUGGCGGUCAGCUCAAGAGCCUGAUGAGUGCUAACACCAAUGGCGGCAGCCAGCCUAUGGCUCCCGUCAACGGCCUUGCCAAGAAGCUGGCCACCUCGGGCUGUAUGGUGGCGGUGAACGGAGGGAAACCCUCCGCCUCCGCUACCUCGGACCCCCAGAAUCUCCUUCUAGACUCGGACAACACCCCCACCAUCAGAACCCUCAGACAUCAUCAGGCACAUUCCUCCAGGGUCUCUCUCACCACAGAUGGUAACAGCCCUGACCCCCCACCAGCACAGCCUCCCUCACCGCCUGCCUUUGGGCUGGGCGGUCCCAACGAACACAUGAAUGCAGAAGAGGAUAGUUCACGCGGCUCAUCGGCUUGCACGCAACAAGCGGAUGGAGAGAGGCCAGGUGGCAGCCAGCAGAGCUCACCCGUGUUGUUGCAGGCUCCUCCUACUUCUUCUGUCUCCCAGCCUCCUACCUACUCUCUGGACAUCCUGGACUCCCAGAUCAGGGAGCGCAGCCUGCUCACCAGCAGCCGCCAGGCACAGAUCGAGAGCCGUUUGCGGCGCCUCCGGAAGCGGCUGCAGGUGGUGCAGGCAAAGCAGGUGGAGCGACAUGUCCAGCAGCAGCUGGGCGGCUUCCUGGGCUCGGCUCUGAGCCGGCUAGUGGGCCCCGGACGCAGACAGGAAGUGUCCCCCUCCACGGCGUCGUGGAGGACGGGGCGCCAGACGGCGGUUGGUAGGGACAGCCUAGGUCGCUUCCUGAAGGCCGGGGCCAUGCCUACGGAGCUGGAGAGGCUGUGUCUGAGCGGCUCGGCCAAUCUGCGCGCCACCGAGAGCGCCUUUGACUCGGACGUGACGGAGAGCAGCUCUGGGGGAGACUCGGACCUGGAGGAAGAGGAGGUUGCCCGGGUAGACGUCGAACAGCGGCACGUCAAAAUAUGGAAGCGGGCGGAGAGUCGGUACAUGGUAGAGAGGGCCGCCAUCAUCAGCCACUGGAACUGGCUGCAAGCACACAUCUCAGACCUGGAGUAUCGCAUCCGCCAGCAGACAGACAUCUACCGCCAGAUACGCACCGGCAAGGGUUCAGUGGAGCUUGAUGGUGGGUCUAUCGGAGGGCCGGAGCUGAAGACGGAGCCGUCGAUCUCUCAGGAUGGAAGCUCGGAGCAGCCUGUCACUGCCCCCACCUCCUCCUCAGACCCCAGCCCCUGGAGGGGCCAAAAUGGCCGACCGGUCAACGGUGUCCUUAACAGGAUGAUGGAGUCGACGGAGACGAAGCUGCAGCAGCCAGCAGCAGCGCCUGACAGCAGCUGUGUAGCGGCCCGCACGCGCCCCCUGGUGGGCUGCCGGCGACGGAGGCUGCUCCAGCCAAGCACUGUGCCGCACCUCCACGGCAAGACCCAGCGUAUUGGCUGUGUUCCCUCGUGUUGCCGGCUGAACCCCAGCUGCGUGAUGUGUGGCGGGAGGAGCAGUUCCAUAGAAGACCCCCAGUACGACCUCCCCACCAUGGAGAGACUCUCCAGACUGGACCCUGGAGUCCACCCUAUCCUCUCCUUCUCAGACGAUGUAUGCGUGGGCCUCCGGCUGCAACAAGUGCUCAAGAGCCAGUGGCAGAGCAAGGCGUUGGACCGCAGCAAGCCCCUGAAGAAGCUCUCCCUCAAACACAAGCUCUCCUCCUCCAGAGAGAAGCACAAGUUCACCAGCUCCCUCAUGGCAGUCCGUCUAGGUCACUUUAAGAGGCGCUCAGAGAAGGGGCGCCCCGGGGAGACGAGCCUGGGGCCUGCGCGACUGGAGAGCCAGGCCCUCUGUAAGACAGAUCGCCUGCAGCCGGGGCCCUACGACAAGAGCUACAGCCGCAAGAGACCACGGGAACGCUCGCUGGACCGGACUGACCCGUCUCCCAAGUUGUACCUGGACUCUGGCAGUCCCUGCUCUGUGCUGGCCAACAUGCACUCAUCCCUCCACAGCUCCCUCACGCGCCAGCUCUCCACCUCCUCCGACAACUCCACCCCUCUGGGCAGCCAGAGUGUCCACAACACGCCGCAGCAGCCCAUCAAGAGGAGGCGAGGCGAGAGCUCCUUCGACAUCAACAACAUCGUGAUCCCCAUGUCUGUGGCGGCCACCACGCGGGUGGAGAAGCUCCAGUACAAGGAGAUCCUCACGCCCAGUUGGCGAGAGGUGGACAUCCUGGCCCAGCCGAUGGCUGAGGAGGAGAACGAGACGGAGCUGGAGGAUCUGACUGAUGCUGCGUUCAGCCAGCUCCACCAGCCCUGUGAGGACCAGGAGAGAUCUCGCUGGACCUGGAUGGCUCUAGCCCCCGCUAAGAGGAGAGGAAGCAGGUCUUACAAGUCCAUUGACGGGCGGACCACGCCCCUGCUCUGUGGCACCAACCCCCCCACGCCCCAGCCCGCCUCCCCGGACCCGGGCCACUGCCCACUGCUCCACGAGUACAGCUACCUGCCUUCGCCCAUGAGCCCGGGCAGCCCGGACGCCACCUCCAACCCCCACACCCCCUGCUCCCGGGACUCGCACCGACUCAUGUCCAACGAGGACACGCGCUGCUCCACGCCAGACUUCCCCUUCGAGGAGAGGACGGUGGCGCCGUUCGAGCGGCGUAACUUCCCGAUGUCGGAGGACCCCGAGAUGCAGCCCGAGGUGGAGAGUGACAGCAGCGCCGUCGUCUCCCGGAUGCGCAGCAUCUCUGGUUGCCGAGCAACGGGCUACGGCCGGCUGGAUUCUGACGAUAUGGACAUGCCUUGUGAAGAGGACGACCUCAAACACAAGGCCCCCACCCACCGAUGAUAAACUGCUGCAACCCAUGACCCUCCCCCAGUUCUGACCACACCCACUUCUCUGGAGCCCCUCCCCCUCACCGAAGACCCUCCCGGCCCCGCAUUAACCUCUGAAGCAGGAAGCAGCAGGUCUCAAGGGGCUGCUGUUGUUUGAUAUUCAAACACCAGUGGGAUACUUUUCACAGUUUUUAGUGAACGUUAUGGAGAUAGAAGCCUUUCCCUACACUUUGUUUUUUGUCACAGGAAAAAAAGGUAAAUGUAAAAAAAAAAGAAUAUAAAAGAAUGUGCUAUAAAAAGUGAUUAGUGUCGUAGGCUGAACAUGUACAUGGGGCUUAGCGAUGUCUGGUGUGUGGCGUGUCUCUCGUAGCGCACUAUGUAGCCCACUACUCCACGUAUGCCAAAGGGUGUUUUCUAUUCACUAGUUUGCUUGUAAUUCCCAUGUACAUUUUUAGUGGAGUGACAAAAUAAUAAUAAAUCUCCUUGAGCCCCCCGCCCAGAUAUACAGGUACAUCGGGGGGUGUAGUUCCUUCCUCUCCCCACUAGAGGCCGUUGCCUUCUUGACUGCCAAGUUCUAUUCUGUUGCUCCUCGUCAUUCCUGACUCACAUUGGACUCAUGUAUGUUUUUUGUUUUCACGGUAAAUCAUUCCUUUUGAGUCUCUGCGAUGCCCAAGCGCUUGUUUGCUUUGCCCUGCUGUCGUUGUCUGUUUUGCUUUGGUUUAUUUUAAGUUUUUAUAAUAAGUGGCAGUAGGCAUACAGGACUGCUGUCUCAAGAGCACUUAGCCCCCCACAUGCUAAUGCUAGUUCUGCUAGCACUACAUAUCUCACCCAUGCUAUCGCUAGGUUUACUAGCCAUACAAAAUCCACCCAUGCUAGUCAUGCAAGCUCUACAGGAUACUGCACAUGCUGACACUAAUUUAAUUAGCCGUCCAUGCUACCACACAUGCUAAUGCUAGUUCUGCUAACCAUAAAAUAACAUACCACACAUGAUAAUGCUUGUUCUGCUAGCCAAUUGAGAUACCACACAUGCUAACGCUAGUUCUGCUAGCCCCACAGAUUAGCCAGGUAGUGGAGCUGCCUGCUCCAUUGAUGCUUACGCUAACAUAGCAGCAGGCUUUUUAAAGGAUGCCAAAAGCAGGCCUGUAGGACGGGGUCUGCUCGGUCUGCGCUCUAGUGCUACAGCAGAGGUCUCAACAGCUGCACCGCUGGCUUCACUGGACAACAACUGGACGUGUUCUGUAAGAAACGCCCCUCCAGCCCUUCCCCUCACACACAAUGCCUCAGGUUUCACAUGUUAAGGGAAUAUCUGCAGCCUGAACUAGACAUCUGAAAGAAUACCAUGUCCUGUCAACACUAGCCCCCCCCUCCCAGUAACUAAUUGCUAUGCAAAAUCUAUGGUAUAAUUUUUCACUUGUUUUCAAUCACUUUCCGUUUGUAGUUAAGCAAGAUGUUGAUGUACCCAUCUGAUGUUGCAGCAGUUAACCUAAUCCAAAUCAGAAUUGUUUUGUAAAUAGUACCAUUAAAACAUUUAUGUUUAACUUGG